CGGAAGAUACGGAUCUCAUUUUUCAAUUCAUUUAUGAUAAGUGGAUGAUAAGCGGGUGCCGUUAGAAAAUUCCAGUAGUGAUGCCGCCUCCAGUGGGUCUCACGGUGACGCAGACAGGCCACGACACAGCAAGAGUGAUGUGGCAGCCAGUGGAAAAUGUCCUGUGGUACCACGUAGAAGUCCAGAACACAGAUGACCCUGACAGUAAACCAACUGUAUACAACGUCUCCGACACCAGCCUUGAUGUGGACAGCAUCCUGCCAUGUUCCACAUAUACGAUAUCAGUAUCCUCAUUCAACAGGUUCCUGGUGCCGAGCGAGCCCACGCUCUACAUGUACACCACUAACAAGUUGACUCCAGUUUCAGCAGUAUCGGUGGACUACAGCUGCACCUCUCAGUCUGUCAUGGUGCACUGGACGAGUGUGCUUGGUGCAGACUCCUACAAAGCCACAGCAAUGGACAAGAAUGGCACGAUGUUGAUGUGUACCAGCCAGAGCACCAGCUGUCACAUCAGCGGACUAAGCUGUGACCAGACCUUCAAGGUUCAUGUCACACCUAUAGCGGAGAACUGCGAGAACACGGUCAACACCACCUGGGCCACCUUUCAUACUGUCCCGUGUCCUCCCAAGAACCUGGAGUUGUUGCGGGAUUGUUCCAGUGAAGUCAUCAUCUUUUCCUGGGAACACACAAACAACACAGACCAUUACAUGGCCAGGGCAGUGGACUCUAAGGGUGUGGUCCAAGACUGCCUCACAGUCGACAACUCAUGCUACUUCACAAACACUAUGUGCGGGCGACAAUACUACUUCACAGUCUACUCUAUCUCGGGGCAGUGCAAAAGCCAGACCAGCUCAACAGUAGAUAUUAACACAGCACCCUGUAUACCCCAAAAUCUGCAAACAUCUGCCGACUGCAACUCUAACCUUCUGGUCAGCAAGUGGGACCUCGCUGAGGGAGCACUGCAUUACACCGUGGAGGCUUUUGGCAAUAAGGGAUUCAGCCACUACAACUGCAGCACACUGUCUAACAGCUGUGCUAUAGAGGGUGUUCACUGUGGAGAAUACUUGACCAUCUUUAUCACAGCUUACGAUGAUGAAUGUGCUAGUCCGCGGACACUUGGACCUGUUGCUGAGACAGUCCCAUGCAAACCCCAUAAUGUGACAGCAGUCAAGGAAUGUGGAGCCGACUCCAUCACGGUCGCCUGGGCAGUGUCGGGCAGCACUCUUUUCUAUAUGGCCGUGGCUAUGGACAGCAAUGGUGUUGUUCAUAGCUGUAACACAAUGGAUUUAACUUGCACCAUCGAUGGCUUGAAGUGCAGCACCAUUUAUACAGCAUACGUCAUUGGCUCCAACUUCAUGUGCAAUAGCAGCCAGAGCGAAGCGGUCACCAUUGAGACAGCGCCUUGCCCUCCAGACAACGUCACCGCCUCUUUGGAUUGUAAUGCAAAUGAAGCUGUGAUUUCAUGGCAUGGUCAACCUGAAAUUAACUCAUACACCGCCACCAUAGUGGAUGUAGAGGAUAGACUUUUGAGCUGCAGUUCCACUACAACGAGCUGCAGGGUACCAAACCUGAAAUGUGGUCAGCUCUACACUGUCACUGUCUGCCACCAUGACAGCAUCUGCCCCAGCAUGCCUUCUCAGCCCAUUUAUAUGGAGUCUGUCCCUUGUGGCCCCAAGGUGGACGCCCAUUUUGACUGCCAAUCACAAGUGCUGACGAUCGGCUGGAACGCGUCAAGUCAAGUAGACAGUUACAUGGCUGCAAUCUCAUAUAACAACACACAAACAUUCUAUAACAGCACUUGGUCUGAGCUGAGUAUCAGCCCGCUGGAGUGUGGGCAGGACUACUCACUGAAAGUGAUGUCUGUUACGGACAACUGUGUCAGUCAUCCCUCAGUGUUACCUGUUUGGAAAGCACCAUGUGUGCCCACUAAUGUUGAGGCGAUAACAAACUGUGGUCAGAGUUUUGUUGAUGUAUCAUGGCAAACAAGUCGUGGUGCUCUGUACUAUCAGGCAGCUGCAACAUACAAAGACGGCCAUCGGUUGUUGUGUGCUUCCAAUGAGACAAGCUGCAGGCUGGAGGAUCUGAUGUGCAGCCAGGUCUACAGCAUUGCAGUGGCUGCUGGCAAUGACAAUUGUUUUAGCAAUGAGAGUCUUGGGGUUGUUGUAAGGACAGUGCCCUGCCCCCCAUCCCAGCUGAAUGUCUCAAUCAACUGUACCAGCUCCUCUGCCAUGUUGAGUUGGAACAGCAGUCCUAAUGCAGUGUCCUACACUGGCAAGGCAGUCAGCACAAAUGGACACACUUUGACUUGUGCAGCAGGAUCAAACCUUGGGUGCUAUUUAGAGAAUUUGCAUUGUGGCACGGAGUAUAGCUUUACUGUGUCAGCCACAGAUGGUGACUGCCAAAGUCCUGAAAGUGAGCCAGUCAUCCAUGAAGCUGCCCCAUGUGUAGUGCAGAAUGUUGUAAACACCUUGAACUGCACAACCAACUUGCUGACCAUCAGUUGGACGCCUGGGUUAAUGCCAGUAAACUACAGUGCCAGCGCCUUGACUGAAGAUGGGACAGAACUCAAAUGCAUCACAGAGACCUCCGUGUGCACUGUGACAAACUUAAUGUGUGGGAAGCAAUACGAGGUGACAGUAACAGCAGUCGGCAGCACAUGUGAAAGUCCCAGAAGUCUUCCAGAGACGAUUAGUUCUGUUCCUUGCCUUCCUGUUAAUGUGCGAGGUGUUGUAGAGUGUUAUUCUAACACUGUGCAUGCAUCAUGGGAUGCAGCUGCUGGUGCACUGUCAUAUAUCUCCACCCUUACGGGAAUUGGAAAUUACUCUUCUACUUGUCCAACAUCAGACCAAAGCUGCCAGUUCCCUGAUUUACAGUGUGCUAACACGUAUGUGCUAAGCGUGGUGACUCUAAACAACCAGUGUAACAACUCUGACAGUGUUGAGGUCUCUGUCACAACUGCACCCUGUGAUCCAACAAGUAUCGGGGUGUCCUUUGAUUGCAUUUCUGGGGUGGCGACAGUGACGUGGGAACAUAGUGCCGGAGCUCAAUAUUACACAGUCUUGGCUAAGGCCCAUGGACACAAUGAUACAUGUACUUCAACCAUGAAUUACUGUGAGCUGAGCCAGCUGCUAUGCGGGGAGGACUACACUGUGACGGUACUGGCAGAGGAUGGGGUCUGCACAAGUUCCAUUCAUGCCCAAACAAAUCUAACAACAGCCCCCUGUCCUCCAACAAUUCAAGACCACUCACUCGACUGUGCCUCCAACCACGCCUUGAUUUCCUGGCUUCAAGAUGUAGAAAUCAGGAAUGUGACAGUCAAUGCAACCUCCAGCAUGGGACAUUCUACCUCUUGUGGCUCAACCACCAACUUCAGUUGUACCCUGAGUGACCUGCUCUGUGGAAACACCUACACUGCCCACGCAGUUGCUCAAGGAACUCAGUGUUUAAGCAAUCCCAGCUCGACCUUUGAGAUUGUGACAGCUCCCUGUCCUCCAACAAAUGUGGGACACACAUACUCCUGUGAGACGGGCAUAGCCAUGCUGAACUGGGAUGAGACAUUGGGCAGUAACAGUUUUUACGCCCACGUCUAUUCCGCAAAUCACAUGAUCUCCUGCACCUCCAACCAGACAGACUGCUUCGUUCCCUCACUGAGCUGUGGUAACAUGUACAAUGUGACUGUCAUGGCAAUGAAUGACCAAUGCAACAGUAGCAUGUCUAAUGUGACACAGAUACUGACAGCACCCUGUGCUCCCCUAAACGUCCAAGCCUCCCUGCUUUGUGAAAACAACACAGCAGCAGUAAGCUGGCGGCAAAGUCCUGGUGCCAUGUGGUACAACGUGACAGCACAAAGCCUUAACGGUGACAUGAAACAAUGUACCACAAAUGGCAGUAGUUGUCACCUGUCCGGUAUGCUGUGCGACCAGACUUACACCAUCAUUGUAACUCCAGUCUCUGACCUCUGUCAGGGCUUGGACAGCGAACCAUACACAUAUAUUGCAGGAUCCUGUCCUCCGACCAAUGUGCAGGUUUCCCUGCAGUGUAAUGGGAAUGUGGCCGAAGUGACAUGGAAUGCUGCAAUGCAGGCAGAUGGCUAUGAAGUCACCUUAAUAACCUCUUCCGACGACUAUCACAGCUGCAACUCUAGCAAUACAUUCUGCUCCCUCACAGACCUAAACUGUGGUGAGACAGGCACAGUCACAGUUGUCACCGUUGGGAGGGGAUGUUGGAGCGAGCCCAGUCUACCUCAAUCUUUUCAGUCAGUCAUCUGCCCGCCAACAUCAGUGGCUGGAGUAACAAACUGUGCUAACAAUGACAUCACAGUAAGAUGGGACCCAAGUCCAGAGAGUGGCGCUAGCUACAUAAUCCACACAGAGGAAGACGGUGGCGUCAACGCCACUUAUUCUGCAACCCAACCGUCUCAUGUGAUCAGUGGGCUCCAGUGUGGACAGCUGUACACACUCGCAGUUGCUGCCAUGGACUUGGAGUGCACCAGCGCUCUCAGUCAGACAAUACGAACACAAACAGCUCCCUGCCCUCCUACUAACCUGACUGUGAGCGCUGAAUGUGGUACCAACUUGGGAGUACUGACCUGGGCCCCCAGUGUUCAUGCUGUCAACUACACAGCUACAGUGACUGGCACCCAUGGUCACGUGGUCACCUGCUCCUCUGAAUCAACAACCUGUUCGGUAAAGUUGUACUGUGGAUAUCAGUACACAGCAACUGUUAUCGCUUCCAGUUCAUCUUGCGACAGUCUGACAGGGGCGACUGCAACAUUUGACUCAGCUCCUUGCUUACCUGACAGGGUUGAGGCACAGCUCGACUGUCAUAACAACUCUUUUGCGGUGCAGUGGAGGGGUAGUGUUGGCAAUACAGUAUCCUACACAGCCAUCGCCAUUGGCAGUGACGAUACGACCACAACCUGCAACACCACAAACACACACUGCACCAUCCAGAACCUCAAAUGUGGCCUGGACUAUGGAAUUGUUGUCACAACACCUUCAGUCAGCUGUGGUCGGCUGUAUUCUGACUAUAUUAUACAGUCAGCUCCAUGUGAACCAAACAAUGUGAUGGUGAAUCUCCAGUGCAGCACCAACGUUGCGUUGGUGACCUGGGAAAACUCUGGUCCAGAUCAGACACAGGUGGUGUCAGCCGUGGACAGCCAAGGAGUGACAACCAUCUGUAACUCCAGCAGCUCCAACUGUACCUUUGAGCAGCUGCUUUGUGGGGAGAGCUACACUGUCAAUGUGGUCAGCCACACUAAUUCCUGCAGUAGUGAACUAGUGUUUGCCCAGGGAUUUGACACAGCUCCCUGCAUACCAACCCACGUGACAGCACAUGUGGACUGUAAUUCCGGCAUCACCUUGGUAACGUGGGAUGAAUCACGUGGUGCCACAUCUUAUACUGUGUAUGCGUGGGGCAACCUCGGCUUCAACGACGAAUGCAACAGCACUGACAACUUUUGUGAUUUCCCUUACCUGGCGUGUGGACAAGAUUAUACUAUUACUGUUGUGGCUCGCCAUGACACCUGUGUGAGUUUGGUUAGCGAGCCCAUCUACGCCAGCACAGGUCCUUGUCCUCACUCUGGUCUGGAAACUCCAUUGGACUGUGAUGCCAACACAGUCGCCGUGUCUUGGACACACGGGAGUGGCAUUCGCUACUAUAAUGUUUCCGCUGAUGCCUUUGACAUCGCACAUGAGGAGACUUGUUCCACCAAUAGCACCUCCUGUAAUAUCAGCUCUCUACUCUGUGGGGAGAGCUACAAAAUAACUGUCAGCGGACAAGGACGGAACUGCCUCAGUCCUGCCAGGGACUGGCACCGCAUAGUUGCAGCUCCUUGCCCUCCGACCCAUCUCCAUGUCGACUCGUCCUGUGAAUCAAACGACAUCUCGGUGUCAUGGCAAGCCUCACAAGGCUCAUUGACUUACGUGGCGGUAGCAGAGAAUGCACAAGGCCAGCAAUGGAUGUGCAACACGAGCAGCACUUCUUGCUCCAUAUAUGGUCUGUUAUGUGGACAGCAGUACCAGGUCUACGUUGCCGGUGCAGAUGAAAAGUGUAUUGGAGCCAAAAGUAACAUCGAAGUGAUUCAAACAGCCCCGUGUGUACCACAAGAUAUCAAAUACGACCUUGACUGCCUAUAUGGUGUCCUCAACAUUACCUGGCAGUCGACAGAUUAUGCGCCAUACUUUCAAGCUUCUGUGGUGAGCAGCGAAGUUGUAGCCCAAGAUGGUACCUGCAACAGUUCCCACAGCCCAGCAGAGCAGGUCACCACAGCUCCAUGUCCUCUGUCAUCCUUCCUUCCCACUGUGGACUGUGACACCGGAAUUGUAUUCGUAAACUGGACCAACAGCAUCACCGGGGUUAUGUACACGGUGUCCACCGUUGAUGCUUCAGGUCGUCAACAUAACUGCAGUGCUACAAACAGCGGUUGUGGUCUGAACAUGCUGGAUUGUGGGAAAGAGUACAACAUUACAGUCACCCCAUCAAGGGAUGGAUGUGUGGGUAGAGACAGCCCAACGAUGUGGAUUCAAUCAGUCCCUUGCACACCUCAUCUCUCCGAUGUGGAGAUCGACUGCCUGACAAACUCGCCCUGGGUGAUAGGCAAUGAGGCUGCAGGCGCAGAGGAUUACAUUGUCUUGGUGACUGACAGCCUCGGUGACGUCCAAAUGUUUCAGUGCAACUCCACUUAUGACAGCAGUUGCACUCUGCCUCCGCUGAUGUGUAGCCAAAACUUUACAUUUAGUCUGAAAGCCCGUGGUCAGCAGUGCACCAGUCAACCCAGCAACGUUGUCACAACUUAUACAGCUCCUUGUCCUCCUGUAGUUUUAGAAAAGUCAGUCAGUUGUGACAAUGGCACUAUUAGCAUCUCCUGGGCGACCGUUCCUGGUGCUAUGUCAUACACGGCCACACUGGAGCAGAUGAACGGACACACAGCCUGUUGCACCACGUCAGACACAAGUUGUGACAUCACUGACCUGCCAUGUGGAGAGAUGUAUGUCCUGCUUGUCAUGGCUGAGGGAAAAACCUGCAACAGUUCUCAGAGUCAAGGAGACAUAGUCAGGACAGUGCCAUGUGCUCCACAAAAUCUCCAAGCAAACCUAAGUUGCAUUGACAACACGGCAUCCAUGUCGUGGAACCACAGCAAUGGAAGUCAGAUGUACCGUGUAAGGGCCACAAGUGUGACUGGCGAGAUGGACGAGUGUAGCACCCAUGAAACACAAUGUGACCUGACUGGCCUGAGCUGUGGGCAGCUCUACACAGCGUCUGUAACAGCAGAGGAUAGCGACUGUCAGAGCGAACCAAGUGGUAGUGUGACAAUCAAGACUGUGCCAUGUACCCCUGAAAAUAUCUCCUCCACGGCGGACUGUGACACAAAUUCUCUGAACGUUUACUGGACUGAGAGCUUAGGAGCCGACUCUUACAUCGCCAAUGUGCUGGACAGCAACGGGCAGACCACGACAUGCCUGGGCACAAAUGAUUCAUGUAGCAUAAUGGGAAUAAGCUGCGGCCUGAUAUACCAUGUCUCUGUGGUCUCCUCUGAUGGAUACUGCAGCAGCCCACCCACUCAAUUAAUCAACACUGCCCCAGUCCCCUGUCCACCAACACAUAUUUCGGCAGUGCUUGACUGCUACGCACAAACUGCCACAGUGAACUGGUAUCCAAGUGAUGGGGCUGUGUCUUACACGGUCAAGGCCACCAAUCCUGGUGACCUUACUACUUGUGAAACCAACACUACCAACUGUGAUCUAGAAAGGCUGCUUUGUGGACAAAGCUACUCCAUCACUGUCAUAGCUGUGGGAAGUACCUGCAACACCACCGCUUACAUGACUGGAAUGCUGCUCACUGAGCCGUGCAUCCCCAGCUACAUCAGCGCCUAUUAUAGCCUAAGUAUUGGCCAGAUAUUGUGGGGCUCUACCUUGGGUGCAGACAACUAUGUAGUGGAAGGUGUGACAGACCAGGGUCUGAUGGUCUCCUGUAAUACCAACCACACCUACUGUGCCCUGUACAACAUGGAGUGUGGACAAAUAUACAACAUUAGUGUCACAGCAAACAAUGAUGCAUGCCAAGGUGUGUCCACCUCAACUGAGGACGUUCAGAUUAAAACAGAGCCAUGUCCGCCCACCAACGUUCAAGCAAGUGUAAACUGCUCAAACAACGUGGCAAUUCUGUCUUGGGGGGCAACUUUUGGAGCCAUGGGAUAUGAAGCCAACCUUGCCGGACGCGACGGCCACUUUCUGUCAUGCUACACCGAAUACACUUUCUGUAGCAUUGAAGACCUCCACUGCGGAACUGUCUACUACACCACUGUCAUUGCCAUUGGAGAAACACUCAACAGCACCGAGUCUACCACCGUGCAUCUGGACUCAGCCCCCUGUGCGGUUACAAAUGUGGUAACUUCCUUGGAGUGCGACAACAACACAGUAGAGGUGAACUGGACCUAUGCCAGUGGAGCCGAUUCCUACAUGGUGACUGCAGUUUCAGCUGAUGGCCACCAGGCUGUUUGUGAGAGUCAAGAGCAACAGUGUGAUUUGACAGACCUGCUGUGUGGUCAGAAGUAUAAUAUCAGCAUCACAUCCAUCAGUGACCACUGCCAAACUGAAACAGGAAGUGAAGUCACUGUCACAACACGUCCUUGUGAGCCCUUGUAUGUUGGUGUGGACCUGCAAUGUGGGACAAGCGCAGCCAAUGUGUACUGGGAGGAAAGUAAGGAAGUGGGACUGUACAUGGUAGUCGCCACCUCCAGCAUGGGAAUGUCUCACCAGUGCAACUCCACCAAUUCCAGCUGCAAGUUCUCUGACUUGGACUGUGGAGAAACAUACACAUUCUCCGUAACUGCACACAGUGACAUGUGCUACAGUGAAAACAGCAGCAUUGUUUACAUUCAGACAGAGCCAUGCCAGCCAACAGACCUCAUAGCUGAUGGGUCAUGUGACAAUGACACAGUUGCGGUGUAUUGGUCGGGUGCUAAAGGGGCCACAGGCUAUGUGCUGACAGCAACAGGAGACCUGGGCUAUGUCGCAUCUUUCCAAACUGAUGAGGCAAUGACUGAGACAGAGCUUCCUUGUGGCCAGAUGUUCACUUUCACCGUAAAAGCGCAAGAUGAUCGAUGUGAUAGUGCUGCGAGUCAGCCUGCUGUAUUCAAGACAGGACCUUGUGUGCCCCAACAUGUGCAGAGUCACACACAUUGUGAAGACAACAUAGGCUCAGUUAGCUGGGCUGACGCAGACGGCGCAGAAUACUAUUUGGCAAUUGCUGUGGGAGAGGAUGGCCAUACUCACAUGUGCAUGACGGCCAACACAAGCUGCACUUGGGAUGACCUGCACUGUGGGGAGCGAUACACUGUUCAUAUCAUAGCAGAUGACAACAUGUGCAGCAGUAUGCCAAGCAACAGCACUACAAUACAAAUGGCAAGCUGUAUACCCCAAAAUUUGAACUCUACAGUCAACUGCACCACAAAGGUGGCAUCACUGACGUGGAAUCCAGUUGAAACUGCAGAUUACUACAUUGUGUCAGCCGAGGCAAACGGCAGCCUUGCUGUGCAGCUAAGCACCAACAACACUUGGACCUUGUUCCAUGAGUUCCUUUGUGGCCAGGUUUACUUCCUGACCGUGCAGGCAGUCGACUCAAUGUGCACCAGCCGCCCCAGCGAGCCAUCAGUGCUUAAGUCAGAGCCUUGUCCACCUACUGGUGUCCUCAGUGCCAUGAACUGCGAGUUAGAGAUCGCUAUGAUAUCAUGGACUGACUCUGAUGGUGCUGAUUUCUACACGGCCACCAUAACACAGGAGGAUGGUCCGUCACAAAGCUGUUGGUCUGAAAGUUUGCAAUGUGGCAUGCCGUACGUUCCUUGUGGACAGAAUUACACAGUCACUGUCGUCGCCGCCAAUGAGAAUUGCAACUCUGAGCCCAGUGAGGAGAGCACACUGCAAUCAGCACCGUGUGUACCGACUAACGUGGAUGUGACACUUGACUGUACAAGCAAUGAAGCUGCUGUUACCUGGAACACCACCAAGGGGGCACUGUCCUAUACAGUGAUUGCUCAGAGUACACAGGGCACCCAAUCCAUAUGUGAGAGCAUCGAACCAACUUGUAACCUAACCAACUUGGCCUGUGGGCAGUCCUACUUAGUCCAGGUGGUGGCCCAGGAUGAUCUCUGCAGUAGCUUGCCGAGUCCUGCUCAACAGUUCAAUUCCGUUCCCUGCACGCCCAACAUUAACUCAGUUGCUUUUGACUGCUUCACCAACUCUGCCUUGCUGGACUGGGCAUUUUCUGAGGGUGCCUUGAACUACUCAGCCACAGCUCAGUCAUCUAGUGGCCAUGUUUCUAUCUGCAACUCCAGUUUCACCAGCUGUGAGCUACUGGACCUACAGUGUGGCCAGACAUACACUGUUGUCACUACUGCAUCUGAUGGGGAAUGCAGUAGCCCUACUAGCAACAUUUUGCUGGUUGAAUCAGCACCUUGUCUCCCUGAUGGUGUGGUAACGCUUUUGGACUGUCCUACAAACACAGCUCACGUAGAAUGGCAGGCCAGCAUGGGGGCUGAUACCUACGUGGUCCAAGCUGUUGGCAUCGGGGAAUAUGAAUCUUUCUGUGAGACAGAAACACAGUCAUGUGUCUUCUCAGAUCUCAUGUGUGGCCUCACUUACAAUAUCAGUGUGACUGCCAUUAACAGUGUGUGUAAUGUUUCCCAGAGUGACAUCACACAGCUAAGAGCAGCGCCAUGUGUUCCUCAGCAUGUGCAGGCUCAGGUGGUUUGUGAGUCUGGUGCUGUGGCACUGUCCUGGGAGCCUAGCAAGGGAGCGCUCUCUUACACUUCGGUGGCCCAGGACAGCGGUGGCUACGCAUCAGUGUGUAACAGCAGCACGGCAGCAUGCCUGUUCGAUGAUUUGAUGUGUGGUCUCAACUACUCUAUCACUGUUAGUGCCACAGAUGAAAUAUGUAGCAGUGCUGGAAGCUCUGUUGUGGAACUCAAUGCAGUACCCUGCGUGCCACAGAUGGUAUCAGCAGAGAUGCUGUGCAAUGAUAACACAGGCGUUGUGUCUUGGGAAGACGGUGAGGGUGUGUCCUCCUACAUGGUGCAAGCAUUUGGACCAAAUGGUCACCACAUUGAAUGUAACAACAUGGCACCAAGUUGUCAGCUGCCCAGCAUGUACUGUGGUCAACUUUACAACCUGACGGUGACAGCUCGGGAUGGACGCUGUGAUAACAGUCACGCUUACCUCAACCUACAGUCAGUGCCUUGCAGCCCUACCAAUGUUAAAGCGUCUGUGCAGUGCCCCUCAAACUCUGCUGGCGUGACAUGGGAGCGUGCCAGUGGAGCCGUCUCCUACCUUGCCGUUGGUGUCACAUCAGAUGGAAGCCACCAGACUGAGUGUAACAACACAAUGACUUACUGUGAUAUGAGCGACCUGCUGUGUGGACACACCUAUAAUGUGAGCGUAUUUGGUCAAGAUGAGUCCUGUUCCAGCAUGGAAAGUGAUACAACGUUUGUGCAAACAGCUCCUUGUCCACCUCAGGAUGUGGUUGUUGAUGCACUUUGUGACGAGGGUGCGAUAUCUGUGUCCUGGUCAGCCAACCCCGGUGCCCAGUACUUCCAUGUGGUGGCAGUGAGCCAAAGUGGGGCAAGACUGUACUGUAACUCAAGCGGCACAGUUUGCACUAUUGAUAAUCUAUCCUGUGGGGAGAGCUACAGUGUUACUGUAGCCUCUGUAAGAAAUGGCUGCGAGGGCGAGCCCAGCCCUGUAGUAGAGACCUCUUCAGCUCCAUGUGUGCCCACCAAUAUCAACACAUAUCUGGACUGUGUGACUAACUCCGCCUGGAUGAUGUGGGAUCCAUCUGAUGGAGCUGAUAGCUACUUUGUGCUGGCUCAGGGCAUCGGAGGUCACAACUCCACCUGUACCUCUACCUCACCUCCAUGCAGUGUUCCAGAUCUGAAAUGUGGGACGCAUUACACCUUCCAUGUGACUGCUGUCAACAAACACUGCCACAGUAAUCACAGCAGCACCUUUGAGCUUGAGACAGGUCCUUGUGCUCUAACAUCAAUCAGCGCAGUGACACAAUGCAACAGUGACACCAUCCUUGUCGAAUGGGAGAUGUCAAAUGAGACACCCUUUUACGUGGCAACAGCUGAGGGCUAUGACCAAUCCCUCACGUCCUGUAACAGCACCUCCAGUUCCUGUGAACUCCAGGGAAUCCACUGUGACAUGCACUACAGCAUCAUUGUAUCAGCUUCUUCUAAUAGGUGCAGCAACCUUCGAAGUCCACCAGCAAGGAUCCAAACAGCUCCCUGCGCCCCGCAAAAUGUGACUGCGGUACCUGCUUGUGAGGAGAACGGCGCCAUAGUAACAUGGGCCUACUCUCCUGUGGCUACAUCAUACCUGCUGACAGCCACAGGGAGAGAUGGACAUGUCGCAAGCUGCAACAGCUCCGUCAAUAACUGCACCCUCACUGAUCUGCACUGUGGCCAGCCAUACAGCUUGACCGCCACGGCUAGGAGCGAUAACUGCACCAGUGAACCUUCUGCUGCAUCUUUCAGAACAGCGCCUUGUGCACCUUCUGGCCUUGCAGUGGCUUUUGAAUGUGAGAACACUGCUGCCAUCCUUACUUGGACCUCCUCUGAGGGUGCUGCAAAGUAUUACGGCUGUGCCAAGUCUAUGGAUGGAGAGAUUCUUUACUGUGACAGCGCCAACACAUCCUGCACUAUCGAAGGCCUGCAAUGCGGGGACAUGUACAACUUCUCAGUUGAAGCCUCCGACAGCUUCUGCAACAGUUCCCAUAGUGCGCCUGUGGAGAGGGGAGCAGUUCCAUGUGCUCCCACUGCUGUGGAUAUUGGAAUACAGAGAAUAGGCCAUAAUCACUGGCUCAUGUCCUCGUGGGAAACGGUCGACUGUCCCAAUGUCGAGUAUUUAGUGGAAAUAUCUGGUCGAAUCCAAGACAACCCACAGGCCCUGAUGAGUGUUUCUUCUUAUUGGCUGUCCAUACCAUACUUUGAGACCACGAUGCCUUGCAGCACACCUUACAAUCUCACAAUACGCUCCAGAAACUCAGCCGGAGCUAGUGAGCCUUCGAAUGCCUAUAUUGGAGUCUCAGUACCCUGUGCUCCAAAUAAUGUGCAAUACACUGGUAGCACUCAGUCUGCUACACUCUCCUGGGAUGCAUCGGUGCAUGCCACGGGUUACAGUGUCUACGAUGUCUCCGGGGAAAGCCGUGUUGCGCUUUGCAGCACCACCGGCCUCUCUUGCCAGCUGACCAACUUCAGUCCGGGUUACACUGAGGUGACAGCUAGCAAUGCUGUCGGAGAGAGUAUCCCGAGCGGAAUCACUACAGGUCCAGUUGGAUCUCGCAGGAAGAGAGAUUUGCGGCCUUUUCGGAUCCAUGCCAUCCUUGACAAUGAUCUGGAAACUCCAAAGUUGCUAAACAUAAUCCUCAGCGGAGCAUCACUGUAUGUGAGGUGGGCAACGGUAAAUGAUGCAACCGAGUACACACUCGUCAUUGAGGAAGAACAGCAACAGCAGGUGGACAAUAUCCAGCGCAGAGUAAGAAUUGUGGAAGGAGAUUAUUACACUGAGACUGACCUCAAACCUAAGACCACCUACUGUAUCAGGCUGGCAGCGAGAAACCCCAUCAGCCAAAGUGACUACAGCACGCUAGCAUGCAAAACUACUAGUGGUGACUCUUGGUGAAACACACCCACUUAAAAGGACAUUUGGUUGCACAGACACGCCAUCAUGUUAGAUUAUAUAAAUUAUGAUCGACCCUAAAAGAACAAAGAAAUACAAAGAGUACUUAAAUAUUUUAGUAUGUUUAUUUAGCUCAUGUAAAUUCUGAUUAUCCUAACAGGUAUGUGUAUUUAUCAUAAACUGUAUUAUUUUUGUAGAUAGAUAAUUUCAUAUUUUGCCUGAUUAUCACAUUGUGACUGUACUAGUCAACUUAAAAACUGGGAAUGUAUCGCAAUAUUAUAUAGGCCCAUGCAGUAUAUGUAUUUUCUGAAUGAUGUAUAACAUGAUUUGUCCAGCAGUGAGUACUUAAAUGAGUAGAAUUUUUUAAGCAAUGCCAGAAGAUCUUUUGAAAUAUUAAA
Doryrhamphus excisus (bluestripe pipefish) is the source of this 14071-nucleotide messenger RNA. NCBI's taxonomy places the organism in Eukaryota, Metazoa, Chordata, Actinopteri, Syngnathiformes, Syngnathidae. The record is from RefSeq and is a predicted model, not a curated record.